This is a messenger RNA of Capronia epimyces CBS 606.96, 1428 nucleotides long. RefSeq lists its product as uncharacterized. The record is from RefSeq and is a predicted model, not a curated record. Lineage: Eukaryota; Fungi; Ascomycota; Eurotiomycetes; Chaetothyriales; Herpotrichiellaceae. The transcript has a single exon. Bases 1 to 1428 code for a protein of 475 amino acids.
AUGAAGGUCGAUCAACUUGCUCAGCCGAUCCAGAACAUUUCGGCUUGUGCUGAACCUACCGCGGAAGCAUCUCCUUUGACGAUGCUCGAUCUAACCAAGUUUAUUCCAUUUGUUUUGCCACUCCUGAACCUGGGUCUAGCCUUUCUGCAGCAGAGCACGUCUGGACUGCCCUCGGCCCUCUUGUCGAUAUUUCAUAUCUUCAGCAACCCAAUUGAUGCCCUCUGGAGUAUUCUUUGUCGGCAAGAGGUCAUUCGUCGAUGCGUCCUUUUUUCCACAAGCCAUGUUCCAGAUGUUGGUCGCGAGUUUGCUGCCGUCUUAUCCACCUACGACCAGUGGCUGCAAGAUGCUCAGCCUCACGUUCUGCGGGCGCUGACAAACCGGCGGCAUUUCUUGCAACGAAGCAGCCUAGACGGCACCCUUCUAAUCACCGAGGAGGAAAAGCUGUUGAUGCGACGUGCAGCACUAAGGCUACGAGGCUGCCGUCCCGAUAGCUUCCUGCACACUCGAUUCUCUAUCGCUUCAUACCUCGGCUCGCUUGCCAUCGUGGCAUGCAAAAUCCUGCGGUCGAACGAUGGACAUGUGCAGCAGGAAGCUGGACACAUUCUCUCACUUGUUGCCAUCUUCAGCCAUCUUAUCUUCGCCGUUUGCAUCAACGGAUAUGUGGGAGCUUUCUUAUAUCAAGAAGAGGCCGUGAGAAUCAUAUUCGACCUCUGUGAAGCUCUGGGAGCACUUCACAGCAGUCCUCUGCAUGCCUUCCAGCUACUACCACUACCGCUCUUGGAUCCGUAUCUCGGCGAACCUGUGGUAAUCACCACGACACCCGGGGCAUUUUUCAGGAAAUAUGCAGCCCUCGGCGGUGCUUCUGGGACGCUCAAUUCUUUGCGUCUGCAUGAACCGGCAACCCCCAUCGACAACGAAGGGAGACCCAGCUCGGCUCUCCUCCUCAUAUCGAUAUGCGCCGCAUUCCUCUCGUUCCAAGGUGCCAUCGCGAUUCCUUUGUUGACACCCACUCGAAAGACUGUGCUUGAGUUCCUUCCUUUCGGAGGCUGUUUUCUUGUUUGGCUCAUCAACUGGCUUUUGUCCAUUGGCAUCUCAUGGCUGUUCUCCAGGAAGUCGCUGAAGCUCGCCACAUACACUUAUAUUAUUACUGGCAGUGAUGUUAUCUUCACAGUCCUCAUUCUGGGUUGUUUUGGGUGGUCUUUGAGCAACUGGUCUGGAACCGUCGUGACUACACCGACAGUGAGCACGAUGACGAUUAUCACAUGGUUCGUUGUCAUGUUCACUUUACUUGGAGCCAUGCUUCUGUUGGUUCUCUGGGUGGAUUUUGGACGGGAAAAUGCGAGACUGGUGUACGUGCGGUCGCUGGAAGAAGCCUUAGCGGACAGCGACGCCAUCUCCAUGACUGUGACACGGCGGCUCAGCGUGUAG